Messenger RNA from Glycine soja, 1494 nucleotides. Its product is annotated as purine permease 1-like. The transcript has 2 exons. Bases 101 to 1174 code for a protein of 357 amino acids. Lineage: Eukaryota; Viridiplantae; Streptophyta; Magnoliopsida; Fabales; Fabaceae. The record is from RefSeq and is a predicted model, not a curated record. Gene Ontology annotation, molecular function: purine nucleoside transmembrane transporter activity. Gene Ontology annotation, cellular component: membrane.
AACCAUUAAGUUUCCUAUGUUUUUGUUGGACUAGAAGGUCCAUUAUUGGCAACAAGCUAGCAGCAGAGGAGAAGAAUCAGAAUUCAGAACUGAAGUAGACAUGGCCGAAGGAAGAAACGAAGACAAAGACAGAACCAUGAAGCGCCUUCUUCUCAUAACAAACUGUCUCUUACUCACCAUCGGCACCUCCGGUGGGCCCCUCGUGAUGCGUCUCUACUUCCUUCACGGCGGCCACCGCGUCUGGCUCUCCAGCUUCCUCGAAACCGCCGGCUUCCCCCUCAUGCUCCUACCCCUCGCCGUAUCGUACUUCCGUCGCCGCCGCACCGCCGCCGCCGGAACCUCCAAACCGAAAUUAAUCUCUAUGAAGCCCCCUCUCCUCGCCGCCUCCGCCUUCAUCGGAAUCCUCACCGGCCUCGACGACUACCUUUACGCCUACGGCGUGGCGAGGCUUCCGGUCUCCACUUCCGCCCUCAUCAUCGCAACGCAACUCGGCUUCACCGCGUUCUUCGCGUUCCUUCUCGUGAGGCAGAAGUUCACGGCGUACUCCGUAAACGCCGUCGUUUUGCUCACUGUUGGCGCCGGCGUUUUGGCGCUUCACACCAGCGGAGACCGUCCCCCUGGCGAGUCCGUUAAGGAAUAUGUUAUGGGCUUUGUGAUGACAGUGAUCGCUGCGGCAUUGUAUGGAUUCAUUUUACCCUUGGUGGAGUUGGUGUACAAAAAAAUCAAACAGCCUCUUACUUACUCUCUUGUCAUGGAGAUUCAGUUCGUUAUGUGCUUCUCCGCCACUCUCUUUUGCCUCCUUGGAAUGAUCAUCAACAAUGACUUUAAGGUGAUUCCGAGGGAAGCCAAAAAAUUUGAGCACGGAGAAGGAAGUUACUAUGCUGUUUUGGUGGGGAGUGCAAUAUUAUGGCAGGCUUUUUUCUUGGGGGCGAUUGGGGUUAUAUUUUGUGCCUCGUCUUUGUUUUCUGGUAUUUUGAUUGCGGUGUUGCUACCCGUAACGGAAGUGUUGGCGGUUAUUUUCUACAAAGAAAAGUUUCAAGCCGAAAAAGGGGUUUCUCUGUUGCUCUCGCUUUGGGGCAUGGUGUCCUACUUCUAUGGGGAGAUUAAACACUCAAAGAAAAUGAAGAUGAAGAACAGUGAUACUGAAGCAGAACUGGCACAACAGUAUUCGUGAUUGAUUAUUGCAAUUUGAAAUUUGCAAUGCAGUGGUUAGUGUAAUUGAAUUUGGGUUUGAAAUUUAAAUUGGUAGGGCAGGUCGAAAAUGGCCGAGUUGCAAUUCCAUUUUCAUGCAUAUAUGGUUCUGGUUCAGGAUAGGAAUCGUUUCGUCCACAUUAUACAUGGGCGACAACAUUUGUGUUCAAGUCAAAACAAAUCAUAGGUAGCAUGAUAGAUUCUUGGAUAUAUAUGUAUGGUUGUUGUUUCGUCAAUAAAUAUGUAUGUGACAGGCCACUUAUAUAUUAUCAAAUAAGAAUCCUAUCCUGUGUGCAAGCAUAA